UCCAGAGCUCUGCUCGGAAGCUCGCAGCGUUUCAGCCGUUAAACGUCAGACUCAGCAGAGGCAUGGAAUUUGGCAACGAAACACAAACUCCAAACGGCAAAACAAGGGACUCUCAGCUGGAAUUGACAGGAAUUCUUUAAAAGCAUCUUGUGACUUUGCUUUUUUGAGCUUUUUAAGCAACGCAGGGACGAUUCAUCUCUCAGGGCAGCCCAUCUGAAGUUGAUCAUGCCCCCUAGAUAGCAGCCUCGUCCACCUCUCCACUCCCCCUCCCUGCCCCUGACCCCUCCUUUACCUUCCUGGUCCAGUAUCAUCACUGCUACCUGAGUCACAGCAGCCACCCACCAUGCCUCCCAGGAAGAGGACACGGCCGGGCCUGGGCUUCCUGUGCUGCUUCGGGAGCAGCGAGCCCCCAGAGAUCAACCUAAAGGACAGCGUUCCUCUCCAGCUGCUGGAGUUCAGCGCCCCCAUGCCACCUGCAGAGGAGCUGCAUGCACGCUUUUCAGAACUAGUGGAUGAGCUGGAUCUGACGGACAAGAACAGGGAAGCCAUGUUUGCUCUUCCAGAUGAGAAGAAAUGGCAGAUCUACUGCAGCAAGAAGAAGGAGCAAGAGGACCCCAACAAACUGGCCACCAGCUGGCCCGACUACUACAUCGACCGCAUCAACUCCAUGGCUGCUAUGCAGACCCUCUUUGCCUUUGAUGAAGAGGAAAUGGAAAUGAGAAACAAGGUAGUAGAAGAUCUGAAGACAGCCCUUAGGACUCAGCCAAUGAGAUUCGUCACUCGCUUCAUUGAGCUCGACGGCCUCACCUGCCUCCUCAACUUCCUCCGCAGCAUGGACUAUGAGACGUCGGAGAGUCGCGUCCACACCUCCGUUAUUGGCUGCAUCAAAGCCCUGAUGAACAACUCCCAGGGCCGCGCUCACGUCCUCGCCCAUCCGCAGAGCAUUAACACCAUCUCACAGAGCCUGCGGACGGAGAACAUCAAGACCAAAGUGGCAGUGUUGGAGAUCCUUGGGGCCGUGUGUUUGGUGCCUGAUGGACAUAAAAAGGUGCUGCAGGCCAUGGCACACUACCAGAAGUAUGCUGCAGAGAGGACGCGCUUUCAGACGCUGCUGAACGAGCUGGACAAAAGCACAGGCCGCUAUAGGGAUGAGGUCAACUUAAAGACUGCCAUCAUGUCCUUCAUCAACGCUGUGCUUAACGCUGGAGCUGGAGAGGACAACCUUGAGUUCCGCCUCCACCUAAGGUACGAGUUCCUGAUGUUGGGCAUCCAGCCUGUCAUUGAUAAACUCAGAGAGCACGAGAACGCCACUCUGGAUAGACAUUUGGACUUCUUUGAGAUGGUGAGAAAUGAGGAUGACUCUGAGUUGGCCAAAAGAUUUGAUAUGACUCAUGUAGAUACAAAGAGUGCCAGUUCCAUGUUUGAGCUGAUCAAGAAGAAGCUGAGCCACACAGACGCCUACCCCAACCUCCUCUCUAUUUUGCAGCACUGCCUGCAGAUGCCAUAUAAACGUGGCGGUGGCAGCCUGCAUCAUUGGCAGCUCUUAGACAGGAUCCUUCAGCAGAUAGUCCUACAAGAUGAUAAGGGAGAGGACCCUGACAUCGCCCCUCUAGACAACUUCAGUGUUAAAAACAUCAUUCGCCUGUUGGUCAAUGAGAACGAGGUGAAACAAUGGCGAGACCAGGCAGAGAAGUUCAGGAAAGAUCACGCAGAGCUGCUAGCCAAACUAGAGAAGAAGGAAAGGGAGUGUGAAACAAAGACACAAGAGAAAGAGGAGAUGAUGAAGACUCUGAAUAAGAUGAAGGACAAACUGCAGCGAGAAGGAGUGGAGCUGCGCUCAGCCAGGGAACAAGUCCUGGACCUCUCCACACGGAUUAAUGACAUAUCUAGCGGCAACGUGUCUUUCCCACCACCUCCUCCACCUCCUGGUGCCCCAAUGGCUCCUCCUCCACCACCUAUGAUGGGUGGCUGUCCUCCACCUCCUCCUCCUCCACUGCCAUUCAGCUGCCCGCCUCCUCCACCACCCCCUCCUCCGCCCGGAGCCCCACCUCCUCCACCUGGAGCACCCCCAUUAUUCGGAGCUCCGCCUCCUCCCAUUCCAUCGUUCAACUCAGCCAGCACUUUGCGCUCCAAGUCCAUCCCUCAGCCUUCUCAUCCACUCAAGUCCUUUAACUGGGCCAAACUGGGAGAGAACAUGAUCAAUGGAACCAUCUGGAACGAAAUUGAUGACCUGAAAGCUUUUGAGAUCCUCGACCUGAAGGACAUAGAGAAGAUGUUUUCAGCCUAUCAGAGACAGCAGGACCUGCUCACUAACCAAUCCUUCAAACAGAAAGAGACGGGCUCUAUGGAUGACAUAUACGUCAGCACGAGGAAGGUCAAGGAGCUGUCAGUCAUUGAUGGGAGGCGUGCUCAGAAUUGUGUCAUCCUGCUUUCAAAGUUAAAAAUGAGCAAUGAAGAGAUCAAGAGGGCGAUUCUUGAGAUGGAUGAGAGGGAAGAGCUCGCCAAAGAUAUGCUGGAGCAGCUGCUGAAAUUUGUCCCAGAGAAAAGUGACAUCGACCUCUUGGAGGAGCACAAACAUGAGCUGGAGCGGAUGGCCCGGGCUGACCGCUUCCUGUUUGAAAUGAGCAGAAUUGACCACUACCAACAGAGACUGCAGGCUUUGUUCUUUAAGAAGAAGUUUGCAGAGCGUCUCGCUGAAACCAAGCCCAAAGUUGAAGCCAUCCUGAAUGCAUCCAAGGAGGUGGUCCGGAGCAAGAGGCUGACUCAGAUCCUAGAGGUGGUGCUGGCCUUUGGCAACUUCAUGAACAAGGGCCAGAGAGGAAACGCCUACGGCUUCAAAGUGUCCAGCCUCAACAAGAUUGCUGACACUAAGUCCAGCAUAGACAGGAACAUAACCAUGUUGCACUACCUUAUCAUGAUCUUCGAGAAGAACUACCAAGACACACUGAACAUCCAGCAGGACCUCAGCAGUGUCCCAGAGGCUGCAAAAGUCAAUUUGGCAGAGCUGGAAAAAGAGGUGCACAGUAUCAAGAGUGGCCUGAAGGCUCUGGAGGCGGAGCUGCACUACCAACAGAGCAGGACGAGGGAACGAGGGGACAAGUUUGUGGCUGUGAUCGGAGACUUCAUCACUGUGGCUGGCUUCAGCUUCUCUGAACUUGAGGAUCAGCUGAGUGAAGCCAAGGACAAGUUUACCAAAUCUCUGAAGCACUUUGGGGAGGACGAAGGGAGGAUGCAGCCGGAUGAAUUCUUCGGGAUCUUUGACACAUUCUUGCAGUCGUUCAGUGAAGCACGGCAGGACCUGGAGAACAUGCAGCGACGUAAAGAUGAGGAGGAGAGGAGGGCACGGAUGGAGGCCAUGCUCAAGGAGCAGAGGGAGCGGGAACGUCGGGCCAAGAAGAGUGGGGCCUCAGAAGAGGUCGGUGGGGAGUUUGACGACCUGGUGUCAGCGUUACGUUCUGGUGAGGUCUUCGACAAAGAUCUGAACAAAUUCAAGCGUAACCGCAAGCGCUCCGUCAACCAGCUGGUGGAGGGCGGGGGCCGCGAACGUGCCGUCACCAAGGUGAACUACUAGGUCAGGAAAAGGAAGGAAAAAACAAACACUAGACACCUAAAUUCUAUCAAGGUGUACACCUCUGGUCCAGGUCCUGGAAUGGAGGCCAGUGUCAAGAAGAGGAUGUAAAUAACGGCUGGACUGGACAUGUGGCAACAUGUAGGGGCAGCCACGCCACUUUGAAGGAUGCAACACUCUCCUCUGAUUGGUCUUGUAAAGAUGUUUGUCUUGGGUGUUGUUUGAUCUCAUGAGCUGGAUGAAGGACGGUUGGGAUUGGUUGAUCGAUGGAUGGACAGACAGACCACUGUGACACAUUAUCCCCUAUCUUUUGACCAUAUCCUUUUAACACUGUGUUCAAACUUCCAGCUCUCCAUCUUUCUCACUGCUCCUUACAGCUUACACCCUCUGUGUUUCAUUAACUUCCUUGGUGCUGGAGCAGCCCAUUUUUAUGUAUCUGGCUCUGAAACUCAUAGGACAUUCAAAUCCACCAGUCAGGUUGUAAAUAGCCACCAAGCCUAGAGAAAGGAUUGGAAAAAUAAACAGUAUUACUGGUUAAACAAAACAAAAAGAAGGUAAUAAACUAAGGGAGCUCUGUCAUCAUGGUUGUUCCUAGAAAGAGAUGCUCUAAGCCUCAGAAUAGGUGGAUACUCAUGAACGUUCUUUCCCAAAAUGCUUUGUAAGCUCCUAAAGGAGUAAGGAAGGACACACAAGAGUGCUUCAAAACAGACGGUGCAUCCCAACUGCCUCCUCAUGUACACAGCAUUCACAAGAAGGGAGAUUAUUUCAGAGGCCACAAAACAAAAUAAUACGACCUCAUGGCUUGUUCACUUGUCGACAUGAAGACUGUGCCACCAGGGUAUAGCCUCACCCACACUCUUCCAACGGUUUCAGCGUUGCUCUGGCAUGAACAAGUGCCAAAGCAAAAAGAGAAACUCAAAUGUUAAUGUAUUAAAAAAAACAUACUGCAGUUAGGCGUUGAUAUAUAUUUAUAUUCAGAUGCAGACAAGCUAAUUGCAAAGAUUUAGAGGGUUUUUUUAUGUUUUCAUGGCAUUUGGGGGUUUUGUACACACAAUGCAUUAUUUGUUGGUGUUGCAAGUUCACAUUGCUGUUGAAGUGAAUUUCUAUACAAUUUGCGCUUUAUGUAAAAUAGAUAAUUGCUUGACCUUUUCACACCAAUAUGUGUUGUUUGCACUGUAGCUUUUCUGACAAAUCUCUAUGGUUUCCACAGGCCGGUCUCCUGGACAAAGUCCUCUCUGUGCUAAAAAUAUCUUUAUGUGUAAAAGAAAAUGAAGGAAUGCCACUUAUGAAUUAAAACUUAAAGGAGUUUUCUGCAGUUAGUUUGUAUCUGAAUGUGUUUUCUGAUCCAUCUGCUGCAAGCACAGUAAAGAAAACGAUGCUGCGUAACAGUUCUUCUGGAGCUUUUAAUAACUUCCAUCAGUAGUAUCUUUAGGAUAUUUCCACUGGUGCUUAAACGUGUACAAAUGUACAGCUGUCAGUUUACUUUAGGAAUCAAACCAGGGAUAUAUUACAGAAAAUUACUGUGUGUUUGUAUUUCAGUUUAUCGUAGCCCAAACCAGGUAGUGAGUCUCACAGCAGAGCACUUGAAGGCGAGCCCAUUUUAAUCAUGGCUUGAUGGAAUUUUUUUGGGAUCUCUAAAAGGUUGACAGAAAAUAGCCUCAGGCCUUGUCCUGAGGGCAGAGUAUUUUUGAAAAUGUUUUUUUUUUCUGUGCGUUUAGGCCUUUUGUAUACAUGCAAACAGCCUUUUAGGCAGGCCAAACUCCACAGACUUAAGGACAGUUUCAAAUGAGAUUUCACCCUCUAAUCCUCUGAGUGUACUCAACAGAUUUGGCCAGACAGUGAGACCACACACCUCCGGUCUGUGGUGAAAAUUUUGUUUCUUAGGGUGACCUUUAAAUGAAGCAAGAGGCCAAUUAGAAUAUAAUUAAUAUGCUACAUUUAAAAUAUGUCUGGCAGAAUGAAGGCAACAUGUUUGAAAUAUCCUGGUAUUUGAAUUUGUAUUUAACCUUUUUCAUCCAGUCAUAAAAGUUAAAGGACCACAUGAAAGAAAACAAAUAAGAGUUCAAGAAUUGAGGUAUAAAGUUUCAAGGAUAAAGUGCUCAUUUUACAAGAAAAAAGUUGUGUCCAAGUGCAGUUAUAUUUAAAUAAUUAAUGUUAAUAGAAUAAUAAUUUUAAAUAUAAAGGAAAUUUAGGACAAUUUAUCAAGAAUAAAGUUUUAAGAUAAUAAAUUUUAAUACCUAGAGCAGGGGUAUCCAGACUGUGUCCAUUGGGGGCCACAUACAGAAAUUUAUAAGGAUGGUGGGGCCACUUUUAUACAUCUCACCUUGAUAUUAAAGUUAGUAAAAACCUACUGAAUGUUGAUUAAGAUAUGCUUAGAGAUUUGGUAUGCUUAAAUGGCAAGUUGAUGGCUGACAAGGCAAAUGGUCAAUCAUUUUAAGGAUUUUGUGGAGGCCAAUCAGAUUUCAGGGGGCCCAAGUCAGCUCUGACCACCACUGGCUCCAACCCUGGAAUGUCAUUGGUGCUGCUAUUUGCUGUUGUAAAUCCAUUAGGGUGUUAUAAAUGAAGAUAUAUUAUUAUUCAGUUGCAAACAUUUUUACUAUUUAUUGUGUCGUCUCAAUUUAGUCAGCUAUAAAUCCUUUUCAAAAUGGUUGUUUACAGUAUUAGCAUGGUGGCACUGCCUAGUUUUGUGAAGCACAAGCUUCAUGCUCUAUUAAGGCCAUAUUUAACUUUAUUUAAAGCAUUUUUGGGGGGCUGAUCAAAAAUAGGCUGCAAGCCACAUCUGGCCCCGGGCCAUAGUUUGGACACCCCUGACUUAGAGAAUAAAGUAAUGAUAUUACAAGAAUGAAUUUGUAAGAGCUGAAGAUUAAUGAGAAAAAGAGCUGUACCUAAAGGAGUCAAGAUGACUGUCAUGCAGUGUUAAUUUCUUCAACUAAAACUAUUCGUUGACAGCCUUUUUUUUCCAUGACAAAAACUAGACUAAAACUAACAAAAAUAGAUCUGUGAUGACUAAAACUGAGAAAAAAUUAGUUA
This is a messenger RNA of Cheilinus undulatus (humphead wrasse), 6598 nucleotides long. RefSeq names its product dishevelled associated activator of morphogenesis 2 (gene daam2). NCBI's taxonomy places the organism in Eukaryota, Metazoa, Chordata, Actinopteri, Labriformes, Labridae. Bases 344 to 3571 code for a protein of 1075 amino acids. The transcript is spliced from 26 exons. Gene Ontology annotation, biological process: negative regulation of oligodendrocyte differentiation; actin cytoskeleton organization; regulation of non-canonical Wnt signaling pathway. Gene Ontology annotation, molecular function: actin binding; small GTPase binding. The record is from RefSeq and is a predicted model, not a curated record.